This is a messenger RNA of Letharia columbiana, 693 nucleotides long. RefSeq lists its product as uncharacterized. The transcript is spliced from 3 exons. Bases 1 to 693 code for a protein of 230 amino acids. Lineage: Eukaryota; Fungi; Ascomycota; Lecanoromycetes; Lecanorales; Parmeliaceae. The record is from RefSeq and is a predicted model, not a curated record.
AUGCUACACUGCCUAGCAUGGGCUUUUUCUCUCCUCUCCGUCUCUCUUACCAGUUCCAUAUCCGUGAGUUCUCCAGAUAACACCGGAGAGUAUUACUGUGGCCGACAGACUUAUGGCUCGCCGAACAUCGUUGAUUGCCAUCCUCUCCUGGAGUCGUUCGCAAAUUACCAAGACAAUGUCCACCGCGUUUUCGACGAGGAGCAGAUGAGAGCAGAUGAAACAGGCUCCUGGCCUGGUGUGAUUGGCAUCGUGGGAGCAGCUCAUCUCAGUUGGGUUGUCCAGGUACCUAGGUAUUAUACAUCGAACUCGUGCAACUUCGCACUUCUGAGCUAUGCUUCAGGAUAUGGCUCUAUCAAUGCUCUGGGCGGGACAAGCUGGGCGAAGAUUAACGCUGGGGGGAACUUCAUGAUGACGAAGUGUCUGCUCAAUGGGCCGUUGGGGUCUGGAGGGGUGGUCGUGAUACCGAGCACGGAGCAGCCCAAGCAGUCCGUCCUCAGUCUAUUCAUGUGGGAAUCCGGAUCACCAUUUGACACGAUCAUGAAUUCCUUUUCUAAUCAGCCAGCGGGGAUGAUCCCAGCACCUGGUGAUGUUUGGGCUUCGAAUUGGACGUCGUUGAAUUCUACGGGUGUGCCGCCAAUCAUGCUGAGAGUGUUCCAUGCAGCUCUCGCGGAUAAGGGCGAAGUCCAAUCUUGA